UAAUAGCACUUGAAGCGCAUCCACUCUGAGUUCAGGCCAUUUUCAUGUCUCAAGGAAAAACUUAUGAAAGAGGUAAGACUCUGUUUAUAAACCCUAACAAUAUUAUUUGUGUUUACUGGAGAGAAAAAAUAUGACACAAAUGUGGUCACAUUAAAUCAAAAAAUCUGUUAUUUUGCUUUAAAGCUGUUGAGAUGUAGCUGACAUUAAAACACACACUUAAAAAAUCUCAGGAUUAAAAUCCAAAUCAGUUAAGCAGUAUCAAGGUUUUUCUCAGAACUAGAUUUUGUAAUGAUGGAAACCUAGCACACUGAACUGUCUUAUAUUUAUUUUUAUUAUCUAUGUUGCAUUUAUAUGUUGUUUGCUCUUUGGUUUUUUGAGAGUAAUAUUGAUGUCAAUGGCCAAGAAAAUGCUUUUUUUUUAUAAGAAAGCUAUAGAUGAUUGGUUUUGAAAAUACAAAUCAAAUUUUGUACAAUUCAAGGGAAAAAAAAUUUGUGCUACUUGGAUGAAACCCUCGAGCUGGCUGAGCCAGUGUCCAUUAGAUAAUCCAGCCCAUACUGUCACCAAAGCAAGUAGCUCCAUUUUGUAAUGGUUAACUCAUUUCCCUUUCAAGUCAAGUUAUAAUGCGGUUGACUCAUAAUGAUGUUCUUAGGCCCAGAUAGAUGCUGUGUCAGGAAGAACAUGCGAUGCAAAAUCUGUGCCAAAUCAAACAUACCGAUUCUCCCACAGCGAAUCAUCUCAGAGAUUUACCCUUUGAAUUUGAUUCGAUUCAGUUUUAGUUAUAUGCUGUCAAAUUACAACAAAGACCAAGACAAUAAUACAUAAUACUACCCCAACUUUCAGACAAGCCCUGAACAGCAAGCACUUUGGUGACAGUGGGAAGGAAAAAAACUCCCUUUUAACAGGAAGAAAUGUUGAAUGCUUAUAAAUCUCAAUUUUUACUAAUUUUUGUUUUUUCUUUAAAGUUGUAGGAAUAUGCUGACCUAGUUUUGUUAUGUAAAUUUGUAAUUAAUUUUUGGAACAGUUUUUGGAAAGUGAUUGGUUUAUUAGCAUAUGGACCCUCGCAUUAAUCAAGGGAUUAAGAGCACCCUGGAGGGGUGUGGUAAAGAGGUUUUUUGUUUGCCAAGUGUCAGAUGGGACGACGGGGGGGUUUAAAAAAAAUUUGACCACUUUUUGAAGUUGUGAAAGCAAAUUAAGUUAACUUUCAUUUAAUUUUAAGUUGUAAGAAGUUAUUUGGUUGAUUUUUGUUUAGAAUUUUCCACAAAAUAAACGCCAUAUAAUUUUAAACAAUGAAGUCAGAAUUGCAUUCUAAAACAAACCUUCCGUUGCCACCCAUGGCCUUUUCUUGGACUUUUUUGGUGUUUGGAGCAUAAAAGGCCAUGACAACCUGUUCAGGGUCUACCCCGCGUUUUACCCUAUGAUAGCUAGGACAAGAUCCAGCACCCCCUGUGAUGAUGAUAAAGACAACCAGAGGAGACUGGGUGGAAGGAUGGAUGGAUUGACCUUUCUGCAAUUCUGAAAUCUGUCUAACUUCCCUCUGUGCUGCCUUGAUGUUGUCAUCUAGUCUUGCUGUUCUUUGUGAUUGUUAUUAGUCAAGCAUAUCAGGGAUCACUGUAGCUGUGGCAUAGACCAGCUAGUUGGUUUCACUAACGGUAAUGCUGCAUUCACAUCUGCUAGUAGACAUUUACAGGGUAAUUCACGUAAUCUUGGUAAUAAGCACAGAGGGUCCAGGUUUAGCCAACUUAGCCAUGAUCUUCUCUUUCAGGUCAACUGCUCUCACAUUCAACAUACCAGUUGUUUAUGGGGCUUGCCAGCUGAUCUUGAAGGGUGGAGAUAAUUAUAUCUCACUCCUGAUUUUAAAUCCUGGCUUCACCUUGCCAUAACAUUUGUGUUCUACUUCGUCCUUCUCCAGCUGUGAUAGCAGUUACUUGCGUAUCACUGAGCUACUAGUUGUUUUGAUGUUAGUCUAGGUGGGUUUCCAUUUGUAUCCUCUUCAUGUAACCUUCUGGAUUAGAUGAAGCUUUCACUGAAGUUAAAUGUAUAGUAGGAUUCCAACAGUUCACUAUUCUGAUUUGUUGUUCCAGUGAAACCUCUGAGACAUACCGAUUAGAGGUGUGUCUCAGAGGUUUCACUGGAACAACAAAUCAAAAUCACGAAUUUUUCAUCACUAGUUGCAGCAAAUCUCACGUUGUUUUAUUCUGUGCUAAAAUGAUGACACGGUAAUGUAAUCAGACUAAUAACCUUCAAUUUUAUUUUUUAUCCUGCCCGACUCAGGUAUAUUGAACAACAGAAUACCCCCAUCUCUAAGUGGAAACAGUACUGCUUCCCAAGAUCAACAUGCUAGCUACAGGAGUUUGGCCUCUGCUGCUUUUCUCACUUCUUUUGUGUUUCUUUCAUUGUGAACAUUUACUUGCUUUUUCACUGAAAAACUGCACAAUUAUCUAUACAGAAAAAUCUAAUGUGUUAGUCACUUGCACAGAGCGUUACCUCACUGCUAUUCCAGAUGACAUUCCCAAAAAUGCAGUAUUGCUAAAUCUCAAGUCAAACUACAUUUCAAAUAUUACCAGGAUGAAUUUGGAAGGUUUAUUCAAGCUUGAAGUUCUAAAUUUGGAAAAAAACUGGAUUUCACAAAUUGAUGGUGAAGCUUUUGCAGACUUGGUAGAGUUAAAGGUUCUCAUCUUGAGUAUAAAUAGGCUCGCAACACUGACAGAAAACAUGUUUCAGGGUCUUUCCAAGUUAGAGACACUGUCUCUGGACUGGAACCAGAUCUCAUUUAUCUCCCCUGUGGCCUGUCAGCCCCUGGUCAGCGUACACUCAGUAGAUUUGAGCUAUAACCUUCUGCAUCAAAUUUCAGAUAUUGAUCACAUUAUUAGACUCCCAACUUUACAACAUUUGUUUGUAUGUUACAACAACUUUACUUCUUUUCAGUCAAAUGACCUCCAUGUAAAUACCUCAAACCUACUCACCCUGUGUUUGGAUUCAGUGAAGAAGUUCAGCAUUACAAGAGACAUUUUUCCUCAUCUGCAGUCUCUGGACUUGCGAGGCUGGAACGGGGACAUCGAGUGGGAAGUGUCAAACAAGACUUUUUUAAAGAGCCUGACGAGACUGCAAAUGAGUGAAACUUCUCUUAGCUUUGAUGUGUACAGAGCGAUUCUGCAGACUGCUUACUCUCUUCAAGAGCUUCAGAUGGAUAACAUACAAAAGUGGAUAGAUGAUGAUUUCAUAGACGUCGCCUGCAAAAUUCCUUCUCUUAGAACUCUGAAUGUAAGCAGUAGUGAGAUUUACACCUUAAAGGAGAACAUGCUGCAGUCUUGUUCUCACCUAACUAACCUCAACUUAUCAUUUAACAAUAUAAAAAGCAUGGCUGAUAAUGCACUCCAGUCAAUGACACAGCUCAGGAGCCUGAUAUUACAAAAUAAUGAACUGUCCGAACUGCCAGUGGCCGUCCAAGGACUCACCACAUUGGAAGUCUAUGACCUUAGCAUCAAUGACAUCAGUGAACUUUACUGUCCUUACUUCUGGAAUUUAACAAGCCUAACAAUACUCGAUCUGAGCCACAAUCAUAUAUCCUAUAUCUUUGACUGUGUUUUUGAAAAUUUAAACAAUUUGAAAAUCCUAAAUCUUGAAAACAAUAAGAUUUCAUCAUUCGAUUAUUCUUUUAAAUUUAAAUUACAGACACUGGAGUUUUUGUAUUUGAAAAACAAUGAGCUUAUAAAUCUCUUUCAAGGAGUCUUCAGUAAUCUGUCUUCCCUUCGUUAUUUGAAUUUAGAUGUACGCAUGUGUAACAAUGUUGAGGAAGGAGGGUUAAAGGGACUCUAUAACCUCCAGUUCCUUUUUAUGCAAGGUGAUAUUUAUUUUUAUGAGCAUUUCAGUGGGCUGCCAAACUUAAGCACUCUGAUCUUAAAUGUUGUCUCUAGCCUGCCACAUAACAGCUCCAAACAAAGCGAUAACCCUUUCUCAAAUUUACCGAAACUGAAGAAGCUUAAUAUCAAGGUUCAUAGAGGAUAUUACGAUAUUUCAAAAGAUGUUCUCAGUGGUCUGACUUCUUUAGAGUACUUAAUAACAGAGGCAUAUUUCAUGGGAUCUUUGCACCCAGACACAUUUAAACACACACCGCAACUGAAACAUCUGAGGAUAUCUUACAGCGAGCUUUCAGUUUUAACAUCUGACGUGUUCUUGCCAAUUCCAAACCUGAUAAUACUCGACCUCUCCAACAAUAAACUCAGGUCUUUGGAUUUUCUAGCAGAGGCCAAACUGUCGGCACUCAGAUGGCUCGAUGUCAGCAACAAUGAAUUGUUCGUAAUCAGUGAAACAGUUAUCCAAUCCCUUUUAACCAUGAAAUAUCUGGAUCUAUCUGCUAACCUUUUAACAUGUGAAUGUUCUAAUUACGGUCUUAUCCAGUGGAUUCAAGGCAGCAAACAGACACAAGUUGUUAAUGCACAUCAGUACACUUGCUCAUUUCCUGUCAGCCAACGGGGAAACAAAUUCCUUGACUUUGGUUUUGACUCAUGUUGGAUAGACGCUGCCUUGCUCUGCUUCCUUUUUAGCUCUAGUCUAGUUAUGCUUACUCUCCUCGCAUCCUUCAUCUAUCACUUCCUGAGGUCACACCUCACCUAUACCUACUACCUCUUCCUGGCCUUUCUCUAUGAUAAUAAGAGGAGGAAGAAAGGUAUUCCUCACAGCUACGAUGCCUUUGUCUCCUACAAUGUUCAUGAUGAAGCUUGGGUCUACGGAGAGUUGCUUCCAGAGCUGGAGGGUCAACAGGGCUGGAGACUCUGUCUGCACCACAGAGACUUUGAACCAGGUAUAGAUGCUUUUCUGAUGACUAUGAAAUGCUGGAAAUGAGAAGCCGAAAUGUUGAUUCUGACUGUUUGAGUCAAAGUCCUGCUCGUUCUUCUGCAUUGCUCACUUCCUCUUAAUAUCUUUGUCAGCAAUUUAAACUUCUUUUUCCAGACUUGGUUUGGACCCAUUUCUGUUUUUCAUUUCUAUAUUUGUUAAGUGUUACGUUUUUAUACCAAAUAAUGUGAAAUCAGCACGACAGCCAGUGCAGAAUUUUCAAAACCAGCAGACACAAAUUAAUCAGGACCAAGAAUUAUUCUUUUAAUUUCACAAAGAAUUCACCUGCCAUUUCUAUUGUGCAUUUUUA
Molecule: messenger RNA, 5143 nt
Organism: Haplochromis burtoni (Burton's mouthbrooder)
Lineage: Eukaryota; Metazoa; Chordata; Actinopteri; Cichliformes; Cichlidae
Product: toll-like receptor 13
Exons: 2
Coding region: 2335-4842 (835 amino acids)
Biological process (GO): toll-like receptor signaling pathway; immune response
Cellular component (GO): membrane
Molecular function (GO): transmembrane signaling receptor activity; protein binding
Source: RefSeq, a predicted model, not a curated record